AUGGACGGUAUUCGUUCUGCUUUACGCGUGGACCCAUGUGCUGCUUUCAAAGCCGUAUACCACCAUACCGAGGACGUCCGUGCGAAUGCAACCAUCCACCCGUUCCACAUUGGUCUUGAGCGCUGCGGUAUCGGUUGUAGAGACGGCGAUCUCGUUUGUGCAGGCGGCAGAAUCGUUGAUAAGGACCGUGUUCCUCAUUACCAAGCCCACGGUGCUAGCCAAGGCUACCCUCUGGGCUCUCAAGAAGACAUGCUGUAUUUUGCAAAGAAUCCAAUGAUGGGAAUGAAUAUGGGCCUGGAAAUGAUGGAUGCCCGUAUGUCCAUGAUGCCUCCCAUCAUGAUAGGUGGUGCCAACAACCAACACGCAUCCAAGAUGAUGCCACCCAUGAUCGACCCUCGGAUGUCAAUGAUGCCGCCAAACAUGAUGAUCUAUAUUACUGAGCUCGAGGCCAAGUUAGCCAAGUCGGUGCAAAAUGCCAUACAAGACCAGCACGUCCUCAACGAUCUCAAGACUAAGAUUGUUAAGCUCAAGGAGAUGGAUGAAAGUACCCAGAGCUAUAUUGGUGAGCUCGAAGGACGACUAGUCACAUAUGAAAAGGAGCGAGAUCGAUUAACCAAGACGACCGAAGAAGCUCAAGAACGAUUGGUCGAACGACGUGCCCAAUUGGACAAGCUCAAGCGACGGUGUCGUUGA
Zychaea mexicana is the source of this 693-nucleotide messenger RNA. RefSeq lists its product as uncharacterized. The coding region runs from base 1 to 693 and encodes 230 amino acids. NCBI's taxonomy places the organism in Eukaryota, Fungi, Mucoromycota, Mucoromycetes, Mucorales, Lichtheimiaceae. The record is from RefSeq and is a predicted model, not a curated record. The transcript is spliced from 4 exons.